AAUUGAACUCAAUUACAUUUCAUUCAUUUUGUUUAAAGCAUUCAAGCAAGCUCUACAGCAACAUUCAAAGAAUUCAGCACAACAAGAUCGAAUUGCCAAUUUUUAAAACCGCCAAAAUUUGAAAACUGUUAAGCGAAUUCAAUUUUAUGAUGACAAACCUGACUAAAUCAGCUUCUAAUACUUACAAAAGUAACAGACGUUUGCUACAGAAAUUGGAGAAGCAGUUCAUCCGCGACCUCAAACUCAGACUCCCAAAUGAAAUCAUCAUGAAGAUUAUCUCGUUCUUGGACAGCCCAAAAGACAUCAAGAACUGCAUGAUGAUCUGCAAAGAGACAAGAACCACAAUCUUCAGCAAACAAGAAUGUAUGAGAAAAUUUGAAUUUAAUCUGAAUGACAUGCUCAUUGAUUGGAGACAAGGCAUUGAAUUCUUGCAAGUCAGAGGAAAAGGCAUCAGGAACUUUAGAUAUGAAUUGUUUAUUGGAUCAAGGCCAUUGAUGAGGCUUGUUUUAAAUCAAAUGCCAAACUUGGAGGAAUUGAGGUUUGAGAAGAAGAAGAUUUGGUUGGUUAAGGAUAAGAAAGAUGCUGUGCACGAGGAUUUUGGUGAAGAUGAUGACUUUAGUGCUAAUAACGAUGAUCGAGACAAGCUUAAUGGUCAUGAUGAUGACAAAACUGAUCUGAAAAGGAAGAAACCACGAUCAAAUGGCUGUUUAGAUGGAAAAAGUGGUGAAAAUGGCAAAUUCGGUGAAAAUGGUGAAUUUGGUGAAAAUAAUGAGUUUAGUGAAAAUGGUGAAUUUGGUAGAAAGGAUGGAUUUGGUGAAAUCGGUAAAAAUGGUAACAUUGAUAAAAAUGAUAGAUUCGACAACAAAAUUGUGCUAUCAAAAACUAAGGAGCCAUCUAACAAAAUGGACCAAAUUAUUGAACCUACAACCACCCUUAACACUGAUCCCACCAACUCAGACAAUCACAGUGACUCAGACAAUGGCUUCAACUCCGAACUAGAAACUGAAGACGACAACGACAGCGAUGACGAUAGCUACAAGGAAAGCAUCCACUCAAGUGAUGAUGAUGAGUCAAGCAUAGACGCUGAAAGUGUUGGUGAGGUUGAGAUUCAUUCGGAUGAGUCAAGUGAUGAAUUUUCAUCAGAUGAGGAGGAUUUGGAUGCUGCUAAGGAACCAGCAAGAUUGUCAAAGUUGAAGAACUUGAAGAUAAAUUUGGAAGAUUUGCAGGAUUUUGUUGACAACUCAAAGGAUGUUAAGGCAGUAGAGAAGCUUUCAGUAACUUUAAGUGAAUUUGAGAAUGAAGAAGUUUUGGUGACUUUCUUGAAUAAUCAAGUGAACUUGAAGGAACUCGAGCUGGUCAAGCACAAACGACUGAAGGAACUAAAUUUGCCAACAGCACAAAAUCCAAAAUUUAACAUCAACUUGAAAAAGCUGAAAGUCAAGUUGGACUGCAGAAAUUAUGAAAAUCUAGCAAACUUUAUGAUCAGUCAAGUCGAUUCCUUAGAGGAACUAGAAUUCAGCGUCGGUCUGUACAGAAACACAGAAAAUUUCAUCAAUUUUUUCUUAAAUGCCGUCAACUUGACAACUUUGACUUUGCGUGAAGGCAUAGCCAAAUUUAUUGGGAACAUUGACGACUUAAGACUUGAAAAUGUGAAAUAUUUUGACCAAAAAAAUCAAUCGAUGGACCUUGACACAAUCUAUUCAAUCUUUCCGAACCUUGAGACUCUUAAGUGCUUCUCGACUAGCAGCAUAACUGUUAGUAAUCCAAAAUUGACAUCACUUGAGCUGAAAAAUUGUGAUUUGAAUUGUUUAAGGUUCACAGCAUUGCCAAAUUUGAAGAACUUUACAGUCACGAUGAAUUUAAAGAAUGUCAAUGAAGAAAGUUGGACACAUUUUGCCGGACUUUGUCACAACAUUGAGAAUCUUUCAAUUCAGACUUACGAUUAUGAAUUCAGCAAUGACCAAAGUCAACAAGUUAAAAGUUUGUGCAUUUUAGAGAACCUGCGACUGCUUCCAAAACUUCAAAAUGUCAGUUAUAAAACUAUGGCAAUGCCUCGAAGAAUUAGUGAAUUUCAAUGUGCUGCUGUGGACACGGAACUAGUCAAAAUUGACAUAAAUGUUGAGAAAAAAGUUGCAAAAGUUUCACAAUUUUUAGCUCAAAAUCACAGAGGAACUUUGAUCAAAUUGUUGAAUGACUUUGAAGGAUUCACGUUUCAUGAGAUUCGAGCUGAUGAACCUAAGAAGAUUAAGAUUGAUCCGAGAAUGUUUGUGGGUGGUGAGGAACCAGCUGCAAAGCGACAGAAAGAAUCCGAAGAUUAACAAAAAACUAAAGUAAAACUAAAAUUUGGGUCAAUUAAUCAG
Molecule: messenger RNA, 2360 nt
Organism: Chironomus riparius
Lineage: Eukaryota; Metazoa; Arthropoda; Insecta; Diptera; Chironomidae
Source: the annotation of a GenBank genome assembly